ACCGCCCGAACAGCGACCGAAGAGACUGCCUGACGCCCGCCGAGUCGAGCCGAAGCCGCCCGCAGUGCCGAGCUGAUGUCACGAAUGUAGAGCCGAAAAAGGCCGAAAAGUUCCGAAGUGGGGAGUCGAGUUAGAACGAAUGGUUCCGAAGGUUCACGAAAGUUUACGAGCGUUUCUUCCUCGCUGCCUUGGUGGCUGAUCUGAUUGUGGUCACCGACUGAUAAGAGCUGGCCUGCUCUGGACAGAUUCUCGCCGGCUUCCAACGAAGUUUGGGUUCGCCGAAAGACCCUGGCGCCACUGGAUUUUCCCAACCCCCCUUCUGGAGGCGGCGGGAGCCGAGCCCACACGAGGCCUAGCCGAACUCCGCCGAAUGUCUCCGAGCAGAGUUCUCCGGAGCCUUAGUGCCCGCCUCCUCCGGUCCGAAAGCUCCCGAGUGUUGCCGGACGGAAGGAUCGGGCCUCGGCCGCGGUCGGACGCUCGCUGCGCGCGGCGGGAGGAGCGAAGAUGGCGGGAGGGUGCGGCCAAGAGGCUGCUGGGAUUGUGGCGGACCCAGCGGCAAAAUGGCGGCCGUGCGGCCAGGGAGAGGCUCCUUCAAGGUGUUCCUCUCCAGAUGUUGUUUCACCUCAGUGGCCUGUACUAUGCCCUGUACUUCCUAGCUACACUCCUGAUGAUUGCAUAUAAAAGUCAGGUUUUCAGCUAUCCUUGUGACUGUCUGGUUCUGGAUCUGUUUCUCUUGUUCCUCAUGGGAGUUCUCGAAGUAACUCGGCUAUACCUAGGCACAAAAGGAAACCUGACUGAGGCCGGAGCACCCCUGGCUGCCAGCCUGGCAUUCACAGCAGCCAGCGGCCUCCUUUCCGUCCACUUCCUGCUCUGGCAGACCUUGGUCCUGUGGAUGGACUCGGUCCUCAGCACCAUCCUCCUGGUGCUGCAUGGGCUGGAGGCUGGCCUGCAGGUGGUGGUCAUUGCCAACUUUAUCAGGUAGACGGACCAUCACGUGCACAGGAGCGCUCCUCUGCCUCCAGCCAACUCCACUGCCCACAUAAGGAGGAAGGAG
This is a messenger RNA of Acomys russatus (golden spiny mouse), 1054 nucleotides long. It is a transcript of the gene Tmem80, whose product is annotated as transmembrane protein 80. Gene Ontology annotation, cellular component: ciliary transition zone. The record is from RefSeq and is a predicted model, not a curated record. The transcript has 5 exons. The coding region runs from base 371 to 982 and encodes 203 amino acids. Lineage: Eukaryota; Metazoa; Chordata; Mammalia; Rodentia; Muridae. Gene Ontology annotation, biological process: non-motile cilium assembly.